AUGUCCUCUCCUGGAGCUCUGGAGGUGGUAAACAUCCCCUGGAGGAACAACAACUUCAGCCUGCUGAGUAAAGAUGCUCCGCUGUCUGACGAGGGAGACACGAUCAUUGGAGUUUACCUGCUGCUGCUUGGUUGGCUGUCAUGGUUUGGAAACAGUAUAGUGAUCUUUGUCCUGUUUAAGCAGAGGGCGACUCUGCAACCCACAGAUUACCUCACUCUUAACCUGGCCAUAUCAGACGCCAGCAUCUCAGUGUUUGGAUACUCCCGUGGAAUCCUCGAGAUCUUCAAUGUGUUUCAGGAUAACGGAUACAUCACCACCUCAUUGUGGACCUGCCAGGUGGACGGCUUCUUUACUCUCCUCUUUGGCCUGGGUAGCAUUACCACGUUAAGUGCCAUCAGUGUCACCCGAUACAUAAAGGGAUGCCACCCAGACAAAGCUCACUGUAUCACAAACACGACUGUAGCUAUGAGUAUCCUGUUCAUAUGGAUUUCAGCUUUAUUCUGGUCUACAGCUCCACUAGUAGGCUGGGGAAGUUACACAGAUCGAGGGUAUGGUACCUGCGAGAUUGACUGGGCCAAAGCGAAUUACUCCACCAUCCACAAAUCCUACAUCAUCACCAUCCUGAUCUUUUGUUUCUUUGUUCCUGUAUUGAUCAUGCUGUUCUGCUACAUUUCCAUCAUCAACACUGUGAAGAGAGGCAACGCCAUGUCAGCACAUGGAGACUUGACUGACCGACAGAGGAAGAUCGAGAGAGAUGUCACCAUAGUUUCAAUCGUCAUCUGCACAGCGUUCAUCCUGGCUUGGUCUCCGUAUGCCGUGGUGUCCAUUUGGUCAGCGUGCGGCUUCCAUGUACCCAGUCUGACCAGCAUCUUCACCCGGCUCAUUGCAAAGUCUGCAAGCUUCUAUAACCCACUCAUCUACUUUGGCCUCAGCUCCAAAUUUCGCAAAGAUGUUGCUGUGCUGCUGCCUUGCCCCCGACAUCGCAAUGACGCAGUCAAACUCAAACGCUAUACACACAUGAAGGCCAAAGGAGAAGAGCAUCACAGGUACAGAGCUGAGGGACAGGAGGCGUGCAUUCCUGCUUACCAACAGGCCAAGGAGGAGCCCCAGGCAGGAGGAGAGCCUAUUCAUUUUAUGCCCAGCCCUGACUCUGGUGUGUGCAGCCACCCCCACACUUCUCCUCUACUCAACAACCAGGGGCAUUUCAUUCAGAUGCUUCAAACGUCUGAAUCCCUCAUGUAUGAGUCUGACAGACUGUAG
Messenger RNA from Neoarius graeffei (lesser salmon catfish), 1260 nucleotides. It is a transcript of the gene opn6a, whose product is annotated as opsin 6, group member a. NCBI's taxonomy places the organism in Eukaryota, Metazoa, Chordata, Actinopteri, Siluriformes, Ariidae. Gene Ontology annotation, biological process: G protein-coupled receptor signaling pathway. Gene Ontology annotation, cellular component: membrane. The record is from RefSeq and is a predicted model, not a curated record. Gene Ontology annotation, molecular function: G protein-coupled receptor activity. The coding region runs from base 1 to 1260 and encodes 419 amino acids. The transcript has 6 exons.